AUGGCCUCUACUUCAGGACAUGCAGCUGUUGUGAACCUCCAAGAAGCGCUCGGGUACAAUGGCUUACCUCUGGCACGUUUCAACGCGCCUGCCAGUCUGCUCCAGAACCCAAUCUAUCGGAAGUCGCUUCUGAGCUUGGUGGGCAGAAGUCGAAGGGCCCUGGAUGCGGGAGAACGGGAGUCAGUCUGGGAGCCGAGGCAAGAGUUUCUCCAGCUCAUGCACGAGGGAAAUGGCGACAGUCUGCUGAACACUCUUAGCUGGGCAGCAGAGGUUUGCUAUCGGACCAAUGGAAUUCGUGCGGAAGACGUCGAGCUCCUGCUGAAGCUGGUCUCAUUCCUGGAAGAGUACCUCAGAGUGCCGCAGCUCUUGUCCACGAAUGUGCGCAUUGACAUCAACCUGAGGCAGAAGGCCAGACAGAAUCAGGAACGCUGGGGCGAGUACAACAGAAGUCUGCGUCAGCAUGAGAAGGACUGCUUCUCCCAGAGAGUCAAGCCGCUGCUAGAAGUCAAGGGCUAUGCUCCGGAAGAUGUUACAGAUCUGCUGGAGGUAGAGUGGGAAGAGUUCUGCUCUAAGAGAGAGAAGGCACGUGACAAGUACUUCGAGCAGACCGGAAACCCGAGCUUUCCGCCGUGGCCCAAGGGGAGGCUCACCUUUGAAGAAAGGGCCUUCGGGCACACGCUGGCGCUCGGCCUUGAGGCAGGUCACGGCAACAACUGGCAGCUUCUCUCGCAGCUGACGUCCCCAACCUUCCCAAACGAGCUCUCCAAAGAAGAAUACGUGCGUCUGGCUGUGAUCGAACUCCUGGAAGACGCAAACCAGCGCGAGCAGACGGAGGUCUACAUUCCGCGGUUAGGGGAACUGACGCGAGCGGAAAAGGCAGAGCUGCGUCUUCUGCGCACGAGAAUUCUAGACGGCCGCGAGCUCCGCUGGGCGGAAUUCCGGAGCAGGAAGGGGGAACAGUACCCAAACCAGCUCACCUCGGUGCAGCUCCUGGCUUUGGCAGCGGGGCUGCCGUCGACGAGGUUCAGAGUCAGAGAUGCGGACACGGGAAGGCAGCCGUCUGCAGCGGGUUAUCCCCUUCGAGAGUUCGACAUCGGCCUGGCCUUGAGGGAGCCGGAUGAUCCCCUUCUUCUGCUUUUGGAAAGGCACCAAAUUCCGAUCGCCCGAUUCAUUGCUCCAAGGAGACCGGAACCUGCUGGGGGAGAACGAACCAGGGGAGAAGGGCCAGCCGGGAGAGCGGAGCAGGACUUCGGACCGCCUAGCCUGGGGAGAGACCGAUUCGAGCGCAGAACGGGCACGCAGUCAGCAAGACAUUCUGUUCCGAGCGUCGGGAUGAAGAACGGCCGGCACGGUCCCACGUCCGAUAAGGAGAAGAGCGCGCGCGCGACCGCGAGCGCGCGCUCAGCCCGACGCGCGAGGAGCGGUAUCCACGUAGAAGCCGAAGGGGCCGCAGCCCCAGUUCAUCCUCGUCAGAAGCCCCAGCCGGGACGAAACACCGGCGCCGGAAGCACGGAAAAGGAUUCCGCAAACGGAAGUACCGACGGAGCAGCAGCAGCAGCAGUUCGUGGGACGCGUCCGAGGUGUGAAGAUGCGGGACGGGAGCUGUCACAGAAGAAGCAAGCCAAGAUUGAUGCGGACAUCUGGGAGUUUUAUCGCAAGCAACGUACGGAAGGGGAGAAGAUGAUGGCCAAGAGCGGAACCAGCUUCGGGAGCGGAAACCGGAACAGGGGCCCCGGAAACCGGAAUGAUCGGAACGACCGGAACGAGCGGGGCCGGAAUCAGGGACGGCGCGGCCGCGACCGAGACCGCUCGAGGUCGCGCACCCCAUCCGCGGAGCGCAGGCGCCGGAACGAUAGGUGA
This is a messenger RNA of Klebsormidium nitens, 1860 nucleotides long. NCBI's taxonomy places the organism in Eukaryota, Viridiplantae, Streptophyta, Klebsormidiophyceae, Klebsormidiales, Klebsormidiaceae. The record is from the annotation of a GenBank genome assembly.